Molecule: messenger RNA, 2016 nt
Organism: Daldinia childiae
Lineage: Eukaryota; Fungi; Ascomycota; Sordariomycetes; Xylariales; Hypoxylaceae
Product: Sterol O-acyltransferase 2
Exons: 8
Coding region: 1-2016 (671 amino acids)
Biological process (GO): ergosterol metabolic process
Cellular component (GO): endoplasmic reticulum membrane
Molecular function (GO): ergosterol O-acyltransferase activity
Source: RefSeq, a predicted model, not a curated record
AUGUCCACUGAAGAGCUACAUGCGACUUCACAGAGCCGGGAUCAUCUUGCAACGGAUACAGAUAUCCAUAGCGUACAUUCAAGGCGCGAGACACAGCAUCCAGUUGCCUUAGCCGAGGCACUAAAAGCUGUACAUCGCAUCCCAGAUACCCCAUCAGAUAGUAACAGCGAUUCGGGCAUUGAAGCUACGGACACACAUCCACAAUCAGUGUUAUUACGACGCAAACCAGAAUCUGAUUCCUAUGAUAAUUCAGCCUCGGAAACUCCUGAAAUCUUACACUUAGAGAGCCCAGGACUAAAGGACAAGUCGAGUUCUGAACAGCUUCUUCAUGGCUUACCUAAAUAUACUUCUACAAGCAAGGGGAAGAAAGCCUACGUGGUAGCCAGCGACGAUGCGGAACUUCGUGAGAUAUUAAGACGGGGUUUAGAAAGAUUACAGGAGAAAGAAAAGGAAUUGCCGGGACGACGCGAAAAGCUACGAGAUAUGGUCUUCACGAGGCAAUUCUCGGCCUUCGACAGGCAAAAUCAGGAUGCAGCAAACAGCCCGUUUCAUGGCUUUUAUGUUCUCUUCUGGAUUUCAGUAUUUUUCUUGAUAGUGAAGAUGGCUGCUGAUAACUGGAGGAAGACCGGGAACCCCCUCGGUACCAAUGAGAUUAUGAAGGCCAUGUUUAAAAGAGAUGUUAUCGUACUUUUAUUCUCCGACGGCAUCAUGUGUGCUCUGACGGGAGUGAGCUGGGUAAUCCAACGCCUAGUCUUCCUCGACUAUAUUGAUUGGAAAAGGUCUGGUUGGAUAUUGCAAAACAUCUGGCAAACCCUGUUUAUCGCGAGUGCGGUUGGCCUGACUCUUGUGAGAGAUUGGCCUUGGACACAUACCGUAUUCUUUGUUCUUCAUGGUCUUGUCAUGUUGAUGAAACAACAUUCAUAUGCGUUCUAUAAUGGUCACCUUUCAUCCCUUUACAAGAAACGACAGAGUCUACUCCUUAAAUUGAAACAGCUGGAGAAUAUAUCACCCGUGACAUCGCCUUCGCAAACGAGGCCAAGAGUUUCAGCUCUCUCUACAUCGCAUCUCGCUCAUCCACCAUCGGCGGAUGAGUACCGUGAGAGGCGGGUUUCGUUAUCAAAGACUGGAUCUACUGACCAGAAUAAUAUGGAGAGCAUCUCCUGCGCUAUUGAAGCGGCAGAGCCGCUCGACAUAGAGCAGAUUCAUGUGUUCGAAAGACUCAUUAAGUGGGAAGUUGACGCUCUCGCAGACGAACUCAGGGGCAAAGCGAAGCAUCCUACACAUUAUUAUCCAAAUAACCUUACCUUCUUAAACCACUACGAAUAUAUCGUAUUACCCACUGUCGUUUACGAAUUGCAGUACCCCAGGUCCGAGAGGAUCAACUGGUAUUACGUGGCUGAAAAAACUUGUGCUCUUUUCGGUGUCAUAUUCGUCAUGAUCAUGAUUUCUCAAGCGUUUAUUUAUCCUGUUGUAAUGAGAACGAUCCAUAUGAAGGAAAUUGGCUUGACAACUACGCAAAGAUUCCGCGAAUUUCCAUGGAUACUGAGCGACCUUGCCUUUCCCUUCAUGAUGGAGUAUAUGUUAGCUUGGUAUCUCAUCUGGGAGACGGUUCUUAACAUCCUUGCAGAACUCACGUUUUUUGCGGACCGAAGCUUCUACGAUACAUGGUGGAACAGUGUCUCAUGGGAUCAGUAUGCUCGCGACUGGAACCGACCGGUCCACAACUUUCUCUUGCGACACGUGUAUCACAGCUCGAUAUCAUCUAUGCGUGUAAAUAAACACACUGCGACGCUCAUUACCUUCUUCCUCUCGGCUUGCGUUCACGAGCUCGUCAUGUGGUGUAUCUUCAAGAAACUACGCGGGUACCUGCUCAUCCUCCAGAUGUCCCAGCUCCCGCUUGUGCGGCUCAGCCGGACAAAGUGGCUUCGCGGCCAGCCAACAGUUGGAAAUAUCAUAUUCUGGGUUGGUAUUUUUACAGGACCGAGUUUGCUAUGUAGUUUGUAUCUGAUUCUUUGA